AUGCCUUUUGUACUACGUCUCUCUUCGUUCUUCUUGUCGUUUUUCGCCAGCAUCGCCGUUGCCAACGAUGUCAACGCCGGGUUCAACGCCUACAUGGCAGCCCAGGUCAUGGUCGACCGGGCCUCUCAUUCAUGGGAAUGGGGCACCGCCGCGGAAGCUUUGCUAGAGCUCUAUAACCCAGAGCUGUCCGUAUUUGGACCCGAGCCCUUCCCUGGAGGCAAGAUUCCCAACGCGGACCCGUCAACGUUCGCCCUGAGAUAUGCGAGGCGGCACAUCAACCGAAACUCGCAGAUUCUAGUCAGCGACACCGCUGUGGGUGAUCCCGCUUCCCUUGGGGUUUCGGCUAUCCUACUGGGACAGUCGGAGAAUGUAUACCUCGGCGCCUCUAAGCGGCAGGCUGAGUACCUAUUGAACUCGGCCCCGCGUUGGAGCAACGGCGCCAUUUCACACAGGUCGGAGGAAGCUGAGUUGUGGAUUGACAAUAUGGCCAUGUCCUUCCCUUUCCUUGCAAAUCAGGCCGUCCAAGACGACGACGCCUCUCUGAUGGCAGAGACUGUGCGUCAGUGUGGGCUAUAUCGAGACGUGCUUCAACCAAGCGGGACCUUGAACUGGCGUCACAUUGUCGGCCCCAUGUCCCCAGACCAUGGGCUCUGGUCAACAGGCAAUGGCUGGGCAGGCUACGGCAUGGUGCGCGUGCUCCACACGCUGCAGAAGUGGCCCAGGUCCGCCUCGAUGUCGUGGCAGGCUCAACAGCUCAAAACUUGGAUCAAAGAGAUUGUCGACGGCGCAAUGCUCUCCGGGUUUGAUGGUGGCCUGCUGCGCAACUACCUCAACGACAACAGCUGGUUCGGCGAGAUUUCCGGCACAGCAAUGCUGUCGGCUGUGGCGUAUCGGAUGGCCGUCAACGACCGAGCCAUGUUUCCCCAGCGGUAUAUCACCUGGGCGGACACCAACCGCAAAGCGCUCUCUGUGCGACAGGGUCGUGACGGUGUCUUCGUCCCGGCGGUCAACCCUUAUGCGUGGCUCGACAGAAAACCAUACUACGACGGAUCAUCCGAGGGCCAGGCAUUCGCAGUACAUCUCUAUACAGCCUACCGAGAUUGUGUCAAUGCCAAAGUGUGCGCAGAACCACCAUCAUCAGCGGCCACCGUCUCUAAGCAGGGUCUUGGGCCCAGAAACAUCGUGACCAUAUUGACCAGCCCCGUCACCUUCACCGCCAUACCGGACCCAACAGGCACCGUCUGUGCUGCGCCUCAGAGCUGUGACGACAGCGACUGCAACGGCGCUUUUGACGGCCUCUCCAAGUUUCCCACAUGUACUGGCAACUUUGAGGGUUGCGAGUGUACUGUCACGCCCGAGAUAUGCGGUCCGCAUCAGCCCUGUGACCGUAACGGCUGCGCCGGGGCGUUCAACGGCCUCGCCAAGUAUCCCACGUGCACUGGCAACUUUGAAGGCUGUGAAUUCACGGCUGAGAUCUGUGGCCCUCAUCAACCCUGCGACCGCAACGGCUGCGCCGGAGCAUUCGACGGUCUCGCCAAGUAUCCCAAGUGCAGUGGCAACUUUGAGGGCUGCGAGUGCACCGUGACGCCGGAAAUAUGUGGUCCGCGCCAGCCGUGCAACCGCAACGGGUGCGAGGGCACCUUUAACUGGUACCAGCCGUACGCCCAGUGUUCCAACAAUUUCAAGGGCUGUGAGUGCUCGCCGACGCCAGAGACGUGCGGUCCUCCGCAGCCCUGCGAUCGUAACAACUGCGACGGGACGUUUUGGGGUAACGUACCCAGCCAGCAGUGUAACAACUUCUUCAACGGCUGCGUCUGCCAGGCGACUUCGAACACUUGUGGUCCGAAGCAGUCCUGUGAUAACAAUGGAUGUGCUGGCGGCUAUGACUCGAACGGCGUGGCUCGAUGCCAGGGCAACUUCCGCGGGUGCGAAUGCAACCCCUCUUCUAGUUGCUUGGCAAACGGCUGUAACGGCAUCUAUAACAACGGCAACCCCAUCUGCGCGGGCAACUACUUCGGAUGCCCUUGCGAGGGCGAUCCAAGAUGGAUCCCCGAGCCUCCUAAGCCGCCACGGCCCGUCGCCCCGCGCAAAGCCGGUUUCAUGAUCACCACGGUGUCGGUGAUGAUUAACAAGAAGGUCAUCGACUCGUAUAAAGUGUUCAACCUUAGAAAUGUCUUACUUCCCGGCGGCAUCUGCGACCAAAGGUUCAUCAGCGGACGUAUUCGGGAACGGCCCGGGCUGUUGGCUCUCUGA
Messenger RNA from Verticillium dahliae VdLs.17, 2253 nucleotides. RefSeq lists its product as uncharacterized. The coding region runs from base 1 to 2253 and encodes 750 amino acids. Gene Ontology annotation, biological process: carbohydrate metabolic process. The record is from RefSeq and is a predicted model, not a curated record. The transcript is spliced from 5 exons. Lineage: Eukaryota; Fungi; Ascomycota; Sordariomycetes; Glomerellales; Plectosphaerellaceae.